This is a messenger RNA of Caenorhabditis angaria, 282 nucleotides long. Lineage: Eukaryota; Metazoa; Nematoda; Chromadorea; Rhabditida; Rhabditidae. The record is from the annotation of a GenBank genome assembly.
AUGACAACAUAUCAAUCAAGAGAGAAGAGAAGAGUAGCGGAUAAUCAGAACGAAUACAAGCAAGAGGAAUUCCACCACCGAACCGAUGCAGCAGUUUGCAAGCACAGCUGUCACUAUCAUCGCCCGCAAAUACAACAAUACUACGUGUUCCAAUCGCAUCAAGAAAGCCGAAUUUAUCGUGAAAUUGAGCAAGAUCGCAUUCAACGAGAAUAUUCCAAUCAAAUUGAUCGUUCGAGCCGUUCACCAGAAUACAGAAAUCAGAAAAAGAUGUCAGAUGAAUAA